Mucor velutinosus is the source of this 2085-nucleotide messenger RNA. Its product is annotated as Phospholipase. Lineage: Eukaryota; Fungi; Mucoromycota; Mucoromycetes; Mucorales; Mucoraceae. The transcript has 5 exons. The record is from RefSeq and is a predicted model, not a curated record. The coding region runs from base 1 to 2085 and encodes 694 amino acids. Gene Ontology annotation, molecular function: amino acid transmembrane transporter activity. Gene Ontology annotation, biological process: transmembrane transport; amino acid transport. Gene Ontology annotation, cellular component: membrane.
AUGAGGGAGAGAAAAAAGGCGCUGGCAUCUACCAGCUCGUCAGCCAAGGGCCAUAUUGAAAAGACCAGAGCCUCAGAAAUAUCAAUUAUACCCACAGAAAGAGAUCUUUCAUCAUUACCGCCGCCUUCAUUUGCAGAAUCCGAAUUCCAUGAGAUACAAAAGACGCAAAAUACUCGUAAGCAAAACUUGCUGAAAUGGUCUGACGUGCCUUCCCGGUACCCAAAUCUGAGCAAUGCUUGGGAAUUUGCAGGAUGGGGAAGCACCUAUUACAUGGAGAUCGAACAAUCCGACAUCGACGUAUACCAUCAAGAACUCUCAAAGAAAUCCACCAUUGGACAGUGGCGAGCAACAUCCAUUGCAGGCAAUGAUUUGAUUGCUUCUGUGCUCUACUCUAUCGGCCCCUGUGUUGUACAAUCAGGCAAAUAUGCUCCGAUCUCCAUGCUGUUGGUAGCACUGUUAAUGUAUCCCAUGAAGCGCAUCAUCACAGAAGUUGCGACUGCCAUGCCCUUGAACGGCGGCACCUACAAUGCCAUGCUAAACUCGACCACCAAAACAACGGCUGCUGUCGCUGCCUGUUUCUCUAUCUUGGAUUAUCUCGCUACGUGUGUUGUCUCUGCAUCUACGGCCAGUGCGUACUUGGCAGCCGAGGUUGUGUUACCAAGCAGUCUGACACCGUUUGCCAUCACUAUCAUCAUCUUGAUUGGGUUCUCCAUGAUUUGUUUGUUGGGCCUGAAGGAGUCAUCUACACUGACAUUGUCGAUCUUUACUUUGCAUGCAAUGACCAUGGCUGUGGUGAUGGUGACCAGUAUCAUCAUGUGGGGAAAAGGAGGUAGCCAGACAUUGAUUGAUAACUGGACUAGUAUCCCUGAUCCAGAAGGUUCGAAUCCUGCCCAUUUGAUUUUCAAUGGUUUCUGUAUAGGUUUGCUGGGCGUUACAGGCUUUGAGUCUGCCGAAAACUACAUUGAGGAUUUGAAGCCUGGUACCUUUCCCAAGGUGAUGAACAACAUGCUUGGAUUCCUGCUAGCCAUCAAUGCGCCCAUGACGCUGCUAGUCACCGUGUUGGUGCCUGUGCCUAUCAUUCAAGCCAAUGCAGCCAAUGCCGUCUCUGUGUUGGGAGAAUACGCUGCUGGAGGAGGACGCUGGUUGCGAUUAUGGAUCAUGAUUGAUGCUGUCAUUGUGCUUUGUGCAGGCGUGCUCACAGGCUUGAUAGGAGCCAUUGGUCUUGUGCAGCGUAUGGCCUCGGAUGGCAUCCUUCCCAAAUUCUUCUUAAAGCGCAAUCGAUUUACGGGCUCUUAUCAAUACAUUGUGCUCGUCUUCCUGGUACUCAGCAUUACCCUGUACGCCAUUACAGGUGGAGACACGAGUUCAUUGUCGGGUGUAUUUGCUGUAGCGUUCCUUGGUAGUCUUUCUACCUUUGCCGUAGCCAAUAUCAUGAUCAAAUACAAACGUGGUCGAUUACCUCGCGUUAACAAGGUGUCUCUGCUCACCGCCGUCAGCACAUUCUCGGUUUUAUUGGCCAGCUUGAUUGGUAACAUUAUCAUUGAUCCAAUGAUUGCUGAAUAUUUUGUCAUUUACUUUGCUGUGGUGUUGGUUGUGGUGCUUGCCAUGUUGAAACGUUGUUGGCUCUGGAAACUAUGCUAUUGGCUGUUUGAUCAGAUGGGCUUGUUGCAUCGCUAUCCUCACUUUUCAGAAAAGGUGGAAAACUUUAUUGUGAGACAGAUCAAACGUAUCCGAAAGAAUCCAGUAGUGUUCUUUCUCAAGACAGAUGAGCCUCAUGUUAUGAAUAAGGCGAUACAGUACAUUAAGAAGAACGAAGAUGCCGGUCAGAUCAAGUUUAUCCAUUUGUAUCAAAACUCCAGUGAUAUCCCCGAGGAUUUGGAAGCACAUCAUCGCACGUUGGAUGAGAUCUACCCCAAGAUCCAGAUUGAUCUUAUGUUCAUUCAAGGUGAAUUUAACCCUGCUACAGUGGAUGCCAUCUCAAGACAAUUAGAUAUAUCAAAAGCACAGAUGUUUAUGGCUUGUCCAGGCAAAGAGUUUAGUUAUUCGCUGGGAGAUUUCGGUGGUUUACGUAUCAUCAUGUUUUAA